Centruroides sculpturatus (bark scorpion) is the source of this 811-nucleotide messenger RNA. RefSeq lists its product as uncharacterized. The coding region runs from base 36 to 437 and encodes 133 amino acids. The record is from RefSeq and is a predicted model, not a curated record. NCBI's taxonomy places the organism in Eukaryota, Metazoa, Arthropoda, Arachnida, Scorpiones, Buthidae. The transcript is spliced from 7 exons.
CUUAAAUAUAAAAUUAUCCACAACCGAAAACAAUCAUGAAAUACUUUCUUCGUAUUGUUAUCGUUUAUAUUAGUUGCAAUAUCGUAUACAAUUCUGAAGAUUGCUUAUCAAAUUUUCAAAAUUGUAUAAUAAAGAAUGUAAAUAUAAUCAAGGAUUUAUUGAACUGUACACUUUUUAGUUGGGAUCUGAAAAAAUAUUGCUUACCACAAGAAAGUGACAGCUGCUAUGAAAGUAUUUCUAAUUACACUAAUGAAUUGUUGUCUAUUCUAAAUAUCUUCGAACAAUUAAUGCUAACAAAUAUAAAGCGUGCUAGAGACAAGCUGCAGUGCUUACAAUUCAUAGGAGUAAUUCUUGAAAGAAAUUUUAUAGUUUGCGAACAUGAUAAAAGAAUGACACCGUUUUGUGACUUUAUGAAAAUUAUAGGCCUACUUGAUUAAUUAAGAAGAAUUCGUCAACAGAGAUAAGCGAUACAACUAUAUGUAGAUCUUUAAUAUAAUUUUAAACAAGCUGUAGUUUUAAAUUGAUAUCAGUUAAUGUCAUGUAUCAAAGCUAUGCUGUUUGUCUGUAUUUUACUGUUUAAAAAUAUAUUAAUUAUUAUUAUAUUUUUAAAUUUGAUAAAAAUAUAUUUGUCUAGAGAUUCACCAAACGAUCCUACAGAUAAAUCGAUUGGCCAUCUUGAGUAUGACAAAACCCUAAUUACAAGAUCAUUUGUUAUAUUAUAUGGUAUUAUUUUGUAUUAAUUUUUAAAAUUAAAUCUAAACUUACUUGAAUUAAAAAAAAACUGUUUAAAAACAAUUUUAAUGGUUUUCUU